ACGUCGUUGUUAUUGUUUAUACCAAUAAUCAAAUAGUUCAAGCAGGCGAAUUUUUAGCAUUUAUAUAUUAGAAUUUUAAUUAUAACACAUUCCCGUAACUAUAGUUUAAUUAAAAUGACGUUGAAAUAUAGUCACGCAAUAGUUGCCAGGAUAUCUGAUUCGCUAAAGAAUAAAACUGAAUUUGACCUAGCACUUGCAAAGGAACAGCAUAAGCAAUUUUGCAGUCUCUUAAGAGAACUUGGACUAGAUGUGAUAGAACUACCACCUGAUGACGAACUACCCGACAGUGUUUUUGUAGAAUCUUCAGCUGUCAUAUGCAAUGGUGUAGCUUUAAUUGGUAAAUCAGAUGACCCCAUGAGACAAAAAGAGGCAAACAGUAUGGCCAUAACGCUAAAAAAGGAGUUGGACAUUCCAGUUGAAGUGAUAGAAAAUCCUAGCGCACAACUUCAUGGCGGCGACGUGUUAUUUACAGGAAGAGAGUUUUUCGUUGGUAUACACAACGGAUACACUAAUGAAGAUGGAGCCAGGGCAGUUGCCAUGUCCUUUCCUGAGUAUCCUGUGACGCCAAUAAAGGUGGGAGGAACAAAACCUUUGAAGUAUUACGUUUCAAUGGCAGGUCCAGAUGUAUUGUGUGUUAGCACUAGUGAGAUUUGUCAAGAAAUAGUUAAACGGAUGGAACGUGAAGCUAGUUUUAAAUAUCAAAAAAUUACUUUACCGGAAGAGCAUGCAAGCAAUAUGUUAUACAUAAAUGGAACUUUGAUUCAUCGUUCUCCUCAAGAAAUUUUAGAAUCUCAUAAGAUUAUUAAGGAAAAAAUUGACAUUCCAACGCGUAACAUAAACAUAAGUGAAUUUAGUCAGUUCUCAUCUGGCUUAACAUCGGCGUGCAUACUACUUAGACGCUGGAAGUCUAUACGAAGCAUUUAAAUAUACAAAACAAAAACCUCUCCAUUAUAAUAGGCAAUACAAUUCCACAUGAGAAGUAUCUUCCGUAGAUUUAUUACGAUACAGUAGCUAAUUACAAAGUUAUAAAUGAAAUAAUGCAACACAACAAUACAUAUUAUAUACAUUUAUUAUAUCGUAACCUGAAAUGAGAAUGCAUCAUGCUAACUUUUUCCAAUAUAGAAUUUGUACCGCAAAUAUUAAAUCUAAAAUUUUGAUAUUAUUAUGAUUAGUCAGUACAAUAACAAAUUUACAUUUUUGGAAGAGGUAAAAAAUAUUGUUUAUAACUUAAAGAAGACACUUCCGGUACUAAAAUCUUAAAUAACGUUGUUAAAAAUUUUUUGUUUAGGGUUGCGAUAACUACAUGUUUUUGUUAAAAUAAUAUUAAUUCAGUAUUUAGUUAUCUAAAAUUUGUAUUUACAGUGUAAAUGUUGAAUGGAAGCUAUUGCAUGCACAAUUUUGUUAUCAGUUUUAUUUAUGGCAACUAUAAUCUCACUCCUCUUUUACACACCGUUUUUACGGUAAUAUUUUUACACUUACUGUGUAAAGUAGAAUGUUAUAUAAAAAUCCAAAUACACAAAAGAAAUUAUUUAUACAAAACAAAAACAA
Molecule: messenger RNA, 1548 nt
Organism: Stomoxys calcitrans (stable fly)
Lineage: Eukaryota; Metazoa; Arthropoda; Insecta; Diptera; Muscidae
Product: N(G),N(G)-dimethylarginine dimethylaminohydrolase 1
Exons: 6
Coding region: 115-924 (269 amino acids)
Biological process (GO): arginine metabolic process; positive regulation of nitric oxide biosynthetic process
Molecular function (GO): dimethylargininase activity; amino acid binding
Source: RefSeq, a predicted model, not a curated record